Molecule: messenger RNA, 2429 nt
Organism: Marchantia polymorpha subsp. ruderalis
Lineage: Eukaryota; Viridiplantae; Streptophyta; Marchantiopsida; Marchantiales; Marchantiaceae
Source: the annotation of a GenBank genome assembly
AUGAACACCAAACCUGUCCUAACAAGUCACUUCAGCCGCAUUGUCAUUCUCAAGCAAAAGCUGCCGGGAAGUUUACGCCUCGUCAAAGCAGCCUGCCGGCGAGAUGGGCGAAACCCUGCCGAUCCGGCGAGAAACAUCCUUGUGGACGGAGGUCGCCGGAAGCGGAGCACACCUCGAACAUUCCGUCGCGGCGCAGGAGACCGACGGCACGGUUUAUCUUGCGCUCGACACCUCGGGCCGAAUCGGAGCACAUGGGCGGGGCACGCGGGCAGCGGCGCGAGUGGGAAUCGGUGCGCGAUGCGGGUCGGCAGAUCUUCUCCACAAUUCGUGCGAUGUGAUUGGGGAGCAAACCGUUCUCGAGCGAAUCAGCAUGAUGCAAAUCUGAAGCCACGGCCCAGCGACAUCAAUCCCAACAAUCAACUUCUGAGGGCAGAAUAUAGUCUCUUGUUAUCUUGUGACGAGUAUCGGAUCGAUGCACAUCCGUGCUAUUUUUCGUGCAUGCGGGGAAAAUGUUAAAGACAUUGAUGUGUUUAACAAACGCAUCAUGCCGCCAUAUUAUUUAGUAGGAGGAUGGAAAUCAAGUUGUGGUGAUAGAGAGGACCACAUCUCAUUUCACCGAAUGAGGAGAAUGAUGGAUGGCACUUGAAAGUAUGUGCUGCGAGAUGAGCGCAGUGAAUGCUCAUGUCCUUCGGGGGGGGGGGGGGGGGUGCAUGAAUGAAUGGGUGCACAGUCAUCUCUUCCAACACUUUUAUAUAAUGAACUGAAACACGGCCUGGACAGCCACGACAUCCUUCAAUCAAUCACAGGAACAUCUGCAUUUGGAUGGGAUUGGUGCUGUCUUCAGCUGUCAGAAUAUUGCAACUCCUUGCUCCGGAAUCUCAAGAACCUGCAAGCGUCAAGUUCAGGAAAGGUUUCUCUUUUUGUACGGGACACCGGGUAAUACAGCAAAAAGGAUGGGACAACCCCCAUCAAGCCGUACAGGGAAACCAAACGGGUAGCAUGAGCUAGGCCCCAAUAGCACCACAAUCGAAAAUAUGUCUGACCGACUUCAAGCCCGGGAUUUGACCCUAACGACUUAUCUUCUUGGCAAAAACAGAUAAGGGUGAACAGCAAGGGGUCCCUGUAAUCCUCUUUUUCCACGUUGAACUCGUUGGGUUGUGAAAGAAUAUCAGUUUUCGAGAAAUUUUAUUGAGGCUGCUGAUAUUGCUCCAGUUCAGACGGUCAAUAAAUCCAGAUGCUGAGAGCAAUGUGGCUGUGGCUCGAGCACAACGGCGGCUUCUGUCCACUCUAUGAACACUUCGUGGAUGGAGCCAAAGUUCAUGCAUAAAAAAUGCGCACUUUGCGUGUGGCUGGGGCUCGUGGCCACGUGGACAGCCCAAAGUAGGCGCACCCUUUGGAUGUUGGAAAGAUGUCAAGCACCCAGUUCUACGGAGGCUGGCUGCCUGGGGCACUCCAUUGCUCUCGCAGAUCCAUCAAAACCUCCGCUUUCUUGCCUUCACUCUCACUCUCAAUCAGAAAGUGAGAGCUACUCUCUGCUCCCUUUAGGAUCAAACAACGGACGUCUUUCCACCAAUGUUCCGUUGAGUUCAAUUCAGUCCAGUCCACCUCUUUUCAGUUAAGUUCAUUACAUGCUACUGCGCCAAUGACCCCACAUAAGAUGCAGGAGAGGCACUCAAUCAUCCGGUUUUGAUCUUGCGAUCAUGACACUGCGAAAUGGGCCACUGAGAGAACAACGUGGCGAUGUGUAGUAGGGUGGAGGAGAAUCACGCAAAAAAUACCUUGUGAUUAUGAAGUGUGCUUGUCCACAUUUGGCACAUGACGGUGUCGCCUAAGGGAUACUUCUGACAAAGAGGGAUCGAAUGCACGUGAAUGAGACACGACAAGUGAAGGCGAACUGAUUCCGGACAUCCAUGCGAUAGUUGUAGGCUAAGAAACGUGAAGUGUAGACCAUACAAUCUCUGUUGUCCGUUCUGUGCUCGCCAUUCAUGGCGUAGUCGGCUGACACGAGACAGAGUCUGUAGAGCGUGCACUAGGAAUGUUCUCCGAGCUUGCUCGCCUGUUCUCCAAGCAAUCCACUCCAUCGUGUUGCCUUUUUCCGAACUCGGGGGCUGGCAAACUUAUCCAAUUUGAUAACAGUGUUUGAAAAACUGGGUAAGCAGUACAGAAUGCGACCAUUGUCAUGCUCAUGAGCAAGUUUGUCUGAAUGUUGGACGCAUGAGGCAUUUGCAACGCGAUGAGCUUUGUAAAUAGUUGUUUGCAGAAGUAAUACAGGACAAUAAGACAUUUCGUUGGGCGUGGGUGAAGUGCAAUCGAAAUGUCUUAAACUGGCCCAAUGAGGAACAUUCCCAUAAAAAACUGUAUGACUGGAGAACUGACAGUCGCAGAAAGACACCAAAGGCAGCACAAUACAAUGUCUCAGAAACUUCUCA